AUGUUCCUUCUGAUCCUAGUACUGGUGGGAGUACCAAGCAGUUUAGCAGCAAGUUGCGGUGGAUCCGGAAUACCGUUCAGGUUUGAGGUGCUACCCACAGGCAGUCCAGUGCUUGGCUGCGCUGCUCCAACAUGUUUCGGUGCCGGUGAAGGAGGAAACAGUCUUCUUCACGAUUCCAAAUUCCAGUUGACUUCCGAGGGAGAUGAUGGAUUCUUCCGCGAAGGUGAUCUACAACGACCACGAUCUCGAUAUGAUUCCGCCACUGCUCAACAAGCCCAGUGUCCAUCAGGAUUCGAUUCGCAAUCCUGUGCAACUGCCACCACAUGGGUCGGCGGAUUUUUGGCUAGCCCUGAUGGAAGUCUUCGUCUCCAAUGCUGCGAAUACGACGGUUUACGGUUAGCCGAGGAAGUUGGUCGUCCGGUUGUACACAGUGGCGAAGUUUACAGUGGAGGGGAAGUUCUGCGUGAUGGUCGACAGACAGGAUUUGAUUUGAUUUCAAAUGUGAGGAAGAUUGAUUCAGCCGAUGGAACUGUCGGCUACGAACUUACCGUUGUUCGCAUGAACUGUCUUCCGGAUCCCGUUGAGACCACUAAUGACGUCAGCAUGGACCCUAGCAGCAUCACCCGCAUCCUUGACAAAGUUGGAGAUGUGCGUGCCCAGGAACCCAACAAUGACUUACCAUCAGAAUCAGUUGAUCGUUCGGACAGCUAUCGCGUACCUCAACAGGAACCUCCUCAGGCCGAAGAUGGUGAAGAAAUAGUUCAAGUCGGAGAACAGGUGAUCCCAGUGACUUCGGCCGGGUACUAUUAUCCUGUAGCGUCGGGAGUGCCGGCUUGUUUCACAGGAGACACUGUGGUUGAAACACCUUCUGGAAAGAAGAGAAUGGAUGAGCUCAAGAUUGGAGACCUUGUGUUGACGGCAGAGGCAAACUCGACGGUGUUCACUCCUGUGAUUUCCUUCCUUCACCGCCUACCGGACACUGUUGCCUCAUUCAUUAGUGUCAAAACAGAAGCGGAUGAAUUAAAACUUACGCCUCAACAUUUCAUCUUCAAGGUGGACUGCAAUAACGAUGACUUCAACGUGGAAAUGAUAUAUGCUGAAAAUCUUAGAGCAGGCGAUUGCCUCUAUCGAUCAAGAGCUGACUCUUUGCACAAAAUCCACAUCCGUUCGGUGUUUGUAGUCGAAGAACGAGGAGUGUACGCUCCCAUGACAAAAUCUGGAGAUCUAUUGGCGAACGACAUCUACGUUUCUUGUCAUAAUGUCGUUAAAACGAGCACCUUAUCGCAUACUUUCCUCGAUUUUGCAUCCACAGUUCAAAGAAAGAUGCGGUCCUUAUUUGGAGGAGCUGAAGACGGUCAUUUGCCCACUACUGCAGAGUUCUUCCUGAAUAUGGUUGACUACAUUAUUCCCACGGGAUCUAAGUUUGAGUUGUGA
Molecule: messenger RNA, 1434 nt
Organism: Necator americanus (New World hookworm)
Lineage: Eukaryota; Metazoa; Nematoda; Chromadorea; Rhabditida; Ancylostomatidae
Exons: 12
Coding region: 1-1434 (477 amino acids)
Biological process (GO): protein autoprocessing; intein-mediated protein splicing
Source: RefSeq, a predicted model, not a curated record